Messenger RNA from Hyalella azteca, 1050 nucleotides. RefSeq lists its product as uncharacterized. The transcript is spliced from 3 exons. The record is from RefSeq and is a predicted model, not a curated record. Lineage: Eukaryota; Metazoa; Arthropoda; Malacostraca; Amphipoda; Hyalellidae. The annotation marks the transcript as partial.
GAUCUUAGCAGCUCUAUCGGUGACGAGAAGCGCCUGCAGGAGCACCUACAGCUGCCCAUACAGCGCCUCAACGACUACCAGCUGCUGCUCAGGCUCCCCGAGACAUCCCUGGGAAGUCUCGAGGACCCCCGGCAGAUCGAACUCCUGCACAUCGAAGGGGAGGCGCACCCCCACUACCCCCUCCUCCUGCAGGCCCGAACCCCCGAGUGUCGGGACGCCUGGCUUGAGGGGGUCAAGGAGUACGUCGUCGAGACCGCUUCGGUUGACGACCUCCUUUUCGACGACGACAUUCGCAUCGUCUCUGAGGACGGCGACGAGGUAGACGAGCGCGGUCACGCCAUCACCCCAGCUCCUGACGACCAAGAUCUAUCAGUAGAUGACAAAGAUCUACCGUUAGACGACAAGGACCUACCAGUAGAUGACCAAAACCUACCAGUAGAUCAACUUGUCCCCACCGUAAACGAAGAUCUACUUCCCAAAGAAGACAUACCAAUUGAGGUAGAAUUCGUUCCCAAGGCACGACGUAUACCCAUUGAGGUAGAAGAGGUAGAAAAAGUAGAACAAGAUCACGUUGUUCCACAAGACCAAAAACUCGCGAGGACAAAAGGCGAAGAAGAAAGCUCCCCUCUACCCCAACGCAAAAAGGCUAAGGCCGAUCUACUCGAACAAGUAGAAACAUUCGACUCAAUCUACCAGGAAGGUGGACAGUAUUCUACCGUCUACUCUGAAGAGACAGUAGAAUCAUCAUCUGUUUACCGUCGAUCAUCUACCACCUUCAAGUCCCAAACAUCCAUAGUUGAAUCUACUUCAGGGUUCCAAAAAUCUACCUCUACUUUCGGGUCGAAAGUAGAUGACCAGGUAGACGAGAGUUACCGACAAGUAGAGAUCGUGAAGACCACUCAGGCAGACAACGACUAUCAGUUAUCAGGCGGUUAUCAGUUAUCGGUGAGCAGUGAUAAAUCUAGUGAUAAAUCCGACGGGAAAAUCCGUGAUCAGCAACAACAGCAACAAGAACAGCAGGAUCAGGUAAGAGAAUUUUUUUCUUUAUAA